Molecule: messenger RNA, 651 nt
Organism: Mercenaria mercenaria
Lineage: Eukaryota; Metazoa; Mollusca; Bivalvia; Venerida; Veneridae
Exons: 1
Coding region: 1-651 (216 amino acids)
Biological process (GO): proteolysis
Molecular function (GO): cysteine-type peptidase activity
Source: RefSeq, a predicted model, not a curated record
AUGCAAGACACAUUAUAUGUACCAAACUUUGAUGAAAAUCUAGGCUUUUGGAAUCUUAAUGACAACCUACAGAAACAGUCAGCACCUUCAGCGCAAAUCCAUUAUAACGGUAGUCAUCACUGGUUAAUGUCAUAUCAAAUUUCGGAGAAUGAGCCAGUGUGUAUAUUGGACAGCUUAAAGUCGCAAAGAACGUUGAACAAUAGCCUUGCAAUUCAACUCUCCCAAAUAUAUGACAAUCAUAAAGACAGUCUGAAAGCGUUAAUUCCAGAAAUUCAACGGCAAGAGAAUUCAUCCGACUGUGGUGUUUUUGCGGUGGCAUAUUUGACUGAACUGUUAAUGACAAACUUCACAGUCGAUGUUUCAACUAUUAGGUUCGAUAUAUCAAAAAUGCGAGCUCAUUUGUACGAAUGUAUUAGCAAAUGUUCUUUCAGUGCAUUCCCAAAAAUUAACAAAAUGCCAAAGAUGCCAUGUAAAGAUGCAAGAGUUCAAACAGUAAGACUGUAUUGUACACGCAAAUUACCAGACAUUGUUGAGGACAUGGUAAAAUGUGACAAUAAAAAAUGUAGACAUAAGUGGUACCAUAAGAAAUGUGUAGGAUUUGUUGAGACUGUCAGAGGCAAAACAUGGCUUUGCCACUUUUGUUCCUGGUGA